ACGCAAAGGAAGUUUCAUUGGUAGAAGAAAAUGAAGAAUGGUCGACAGUCUUCCCCACCUCCUCUCCGCAUCUGCUGGACCUUCUUCCCCUUUCCCCUCCUCUCUCUCUCUCCUUUUCUCUCAUAAAACAGGAUUGACCCAGUUCAUGAUAAGUCUCAUGGAAGCAAACCCAUAGCCUUUAAGCUGUCGAUAUUCCUGCAUAUCUGAAGUAUUCUCUCUUGUUUUUUUUUUUUAUCCAUGCGAACCCAUCUUCUGUUCAAGAAUUCUACCCCCAGCCAUGGCGAUGAAGAGCAGUAUACAUCUUUUUAGUACCAUUCUUUGGCUCUCUAUCUUGCUUUUAUUCUUUGGGUGGUGCAAUUUGUUCUCCAAGGAGGUUGAUGAUAGCCACCACCACCGGAUGAUAUCAGUUUCUCAUCACACUUUGAGCAACCGCAAAGUGUUGGCUAGCAAAUUCGACUUCACCCCAUUUCUUCACCAUCGACGGCAUCGUCCGAGACACGUUCCGCCCGUCCAGUCCCAACCUGCCGGGGGCAACGAGAUCGACCCACGUUACGACGCCGAGAAACGGCUUGUCCCUACUGGUCCAAACCCCUUGCACCAUUGAGGUUUUCCCCUUGUAUGUUAAUGUAGUUUUGUUUUUGUUUGUGACCAUCUUAUUUAUUUUUCUUCUCAUGAAAUAGGAAAAAGAAGAAUAAAUAACAAUAUGUAAUGAAAUUAUUUGUAUGAAUUCCAUACUUGUUCAAAGUCCAUAAAUCAUAAUUCAUCUAUACUAUUAUCGAGCUAGGAUUUCUCUUCUGUAUAGGUUUGACAUAAACCCCAUUUUGUGUUACUUUUUU
This is a messenger RNA of Theobroma umbraticum, 836 nucleotides long. Lineage: Eukaryota; Viridiplantae; Streptophyta; Magnoliopsida; Malvales; Malvaceae. The record is from RefSeq and is a predicted model, not a curated record.